CCUGCGUACGCCGGGCGCCGUGACAGGCCGGCCGGGGAGGCGCGGACGGGGGAGGCCGCGACGGAGCUCCCGGACUGGCCAUGGGCUGAGACGCAUCCUCGCAGAGCAGCCUGUAGUGAAAGUGACCCUUCCAUACUCCACCAGAACAUGCCGGGGUGACUCCCUCCCAGAUCGUCCUGUGGCCUUCCUCGCUCUCCCCAGUGACACUAUGCAACCCCAGCGUGACCUGCGAGGCCUCUGGCUCCUGCUGCUCUCCUUGUUCCUGCUUCUCUUUGAGGUAGCCAAGGCCGGCCGAGCUGUGGUUAGCUGUCCCGCCAACUGCCUGUGCGCCAGCAACAUCCUCAGCUGCUCCAAGCAGCAGCUGCCCAAUGUGCCCCAGUCUUUACCCAGCUACACAGCACUUCUGGACCUCAGCCACAACAACUUGAGCCGGCUCCGGGCGGAGUGGACCCCCACCCGUCUGAUUAAUCUGCACUCCCUACUGCUGAGCCAUAACCACCUGAACUUCAUCUCCUCCGAGGCCUUUGUCCCAGUACCCAACCUGCGGUACCUGGACCUCUCCUCCAACCAUCUUCACACGCUGGAUGAGUUCCUGUUCAGCGAUCUGCAGGCACUGGAAGUGCUUCUGCUCUACAAUAACCACAUCGUGGUGGUGGACCGCUAUGCCUUCGAGGACAUGGCCCAGCUGCAGAAACUCUACUUGAGCCAGAAUCAGAUCUCUCGCUUCCCUCUGGAACUGAUCAAGGAUGGCCACAAAUUACCCAAACUUAUGCUCUUGGAUCUGUCGUCCAACAAGCUGAAGAAGUUGCCGCUGACCGACCUGCAGAAAUUGCCAGCAUGGGUCAAGAACGGGCUGUACCUGCACAACAACCCCCUGGAAUGUGACUGCAAGCUCUACCAGCUCUUUUCGCACUGGCAGUACCGGCAGCUGAGUUCCGUGAUGGACUUCCAGGAGGAUCUCUACUGCGUGCAUUCCAAGAAGCUGCACAACGUCUUCAAUCUGGAUUUCUUCAAUUGCAGCGAGUACAAGGAAAGUGCCUGGGAGGCUCACCUGGGAGAUACCUUGACCAUCACGUGUGAUACCAAACAGCAAGGGAUGACCAAAGUGUGGGUGACACCGAGCAAUGAACAGGUGCUAAAUCAGGGGGCCAAUGGCACAGUGACUGUGUCCAAGGAUGGCAGUCUUCAUUUUAAAAAGGUGCAGGUGGAGGAUGGGGGUGUGUAUACCUGCUACGCCAUGGGGGAGACUUUCAAUGAGACACUGUCUGUGGAGUUGAAAGUGUACAACUUCACCUUGCACGGACACCAUGACACCCUGAACACAGCCUAUACCACCCUGGUAGGCUGUAUCCUCAGUGUGGUCCUGGUCCUCAUAUACUUGUACCUCACCCCUUGCCGCUGCUGGUGUCGGGGUGUGGAGAAGCCUUCCAGCCAUCAAGGGGAUAGCCUCAGCUCUUCCAUGCUCAGUACCACACCCAACCAUGAUCCGAUGGCUGGUGGGGACAAGGAUGAUGGUUUUGACCGGCGGGUGGCCUUCCUGGAACCUGCUGGACCCGGGCAGGGUCAAAAUGGCAAACUCAAGCCAGGCAACACUCUGCCGGUGCCCGAGGCAACAGGCAAGGGCCAACGGAGGAUGUCAGAUCCUGAGUCUGUCAGCUCGGUCUUCUCUGAUACACCCAUUGUGGUGUGAGCAGGAUAGGUUGGUGGGGAGGUUCUGCCCCAGGAGAGGUAGUGUACCCCUGAGGGAUAGGAGGGGAUGGAAGAGAGGGCUGGCUGCCCAAGGGAGUGGGUUCUUCCUGACCACCAGGGAAUUGGUCAUGGGCACAAGAGCAGGCAAGACCCCAGUGACGGUGUGGAUGCUGUGAGUUUCACAUACGGAUAUAUUAAUCCUCAGGCAGAUGCCACACCCCUACCCAAAGCCUUGGCUAUUCUCAGUGUGGUAGAGGAGGAGGGAUGCGUCUGAGUUGGAUGGGAAUGAGGAAAGGGGUGAGGGGAAGAGCAGAUUCCCUAAACUUUUUUGAGGUCAUCCCUAGCUCCUUAAGAGAAAACCAUUUGAAAAACAAUUUUUUUCUGUCUCUGCCCACCCACACCUGUGAAGUUGUGUGUGUUGGGGGAGCCUCCACAGGAGCCAUGCUGGGAUGCUGCAGUAUCUUCUCUGGUCAGGAAGUCACAUCCAGAGCUAGAGGAUGGGAAACGUUUGGAAAAUGAGUCAGGGAAAGAUGGAGGCCUGGCUCUAUAGCACUGCCUAAAGCUGCCGUGAGACUUCUCACUAAAGCUGUCUUCUUUCCCCGGGAGUCCUGAGUAGGUGGAUUUUUGCAGGAGUCUGGCCUCUUGCCUGUUAGUUAUGGCAGCAAUAUAGGAUGUGGUAUCUGUGCCUUGUCCUGGGGCAAGUGGCACAGAUAGAUACAGAAUGAAUUAAAGGGUCCCUGUCAUAGCGUAAAAUUUGUAGAUAGGAUAUAAAUUCCGGGUAGGCUAAUUUCCUGGCUGGGGGAAAUCUUUGGUUAGUAUUUGACUCCCAGUGUAUAUCUGUUGGGACCACAGGAGGGGAUGCUGAAGGCGGAGCAUUAUGGAUACCUGCCAUCAAUGUGGCACAAGGGCCAAUCUUACUGAAAGGAUGAGGAAAACCAGCCUCUUUGAUGUAGCAGCCAGCCAGACCUACCUGAUUUUCUGUGUGUGACCUCUCUUCAGUUAGCCUUCUAAUCAACUUAGGUGGGGUUCUGAGCCCUCCAUGUUAUGCUGCUCUGCAGAGGGAGGAGUCCAGUAAAGUCUGGUCUUGCUCAGUUGGACUAGGUCUGGAGAGAGACAGGACCCAACAUUUAUCUUCUCCCUGCUGACAAGGCUGCCUCACUCCUGCUGCAAAGCCAAACUGUGGAAUUUUGUUAUCUGCAGGGUUGGAACCUAGUGGUCCCUGUCCCAGAAUGGCGCUACAGUGUGGCUUAGAGUCCUGCCCUCCCCACCAGGCUCUAAGGCAGUCUUGCAACAGAGGCGUAAGGGGCACUAAGCUUUGAAAAGGAAGUUCCACCAUACCAUUCCUCUCUGUUGGAGGGCAGUGCAGUUGUGGCUGUCAGAGCAGAGAGACUUCAAGAAAAAAGAGAAGAAGAAACCCAGCCUUAGCUUCCAUCCAGGCUUGCAAAAUGUUUUGGGUACAGAGAUGUUCCGCCCAUCGCCCUUUGACCAUCCUGCAGGCCCAAGAGCUUUGGAAGGGGGGGUGAGCAGGGCGGAGGUGAAAGUAUUCCCCCGCGUUGGUCUUUUUUCAGUGUCUUUUCUUUCCCGUGUUUCCUGUAGUUGGAGAUUGUCCAGGUCCUCCAGUUUCCUGACCUGCUUUUUAGGUUCCAAGAGGUGUUGUUUACCUAUGGUGAGGGCUGCUUAGUACUAGGAGGGCCUGCCCGGCUGCCUCUAAGGACUGGGGAAGCGAAAAUGAAGUAAACAUUGUCUUCUGUCUGCUCCUGGGAUCUCAAGGCUGCUGUCAAUCCUUUAUUAGUAACCUACUUUUGUCAAGAGAGAGGUGCAGCGAUUCCCCCUAAGUAGUUGCAUGCUCAUUAGGUAUGCAUGCUCAUAGGAAUGCAUGCACACCAGCACCUUGACCUCCACCAGGACAGUGAAUCUGUGGCCCCCUCUAGAAUGGCCUCCACCCACGCGCACAACUUCUCACACACAAUUUCCUCACGCUGUAGGAGAGACAGUGACCGUGCCAGGCUCUUCCAAUGCACAAGCUCUUGUACUUUCAUUUCUGACUGCCCUGGACUUUUACCCAUCUCUCCGUGGUUCUGAAUAACUUCUCUGCAGAGGCUGGAGUUAGGGGGACCACACGUGGAAGUCUUUGGGAGGAGGGGUGGUGAGGUACCAGCUGCUUCGUCAGACUCCACACAUUUAUAAGACAGAAAGCUAGAACCAGAGCAGUGAAGGACCCCAAAGGAUGCUGGUCGUGGCUAAGUAGCUCUGAGUUGUUCUUCCUGUGUUACCUGUCCUGAUAGAUAAGGGUUGGAGAGGGAAGCUGUUGGGCUGUAUUCCAAAGACUAAUGGGAACUUUGUCAACAGAGGUUCAAGAGCCAGACCUCUGUCCUCAGGCUCAUUAGGAAAUGAGAAAAUCUCUUAUGUGGCAGAUUCCUCUCUUGACACCAUCUAGAGCUGUAAACCUCUUUAAGAUGGAGGUCAAAUGAAGUUUGCCUUUGGGGGCAUUCUAGCUGAGCUCCUGAGGACUAGGAGGGCCAUUUUCUGUGUAAGUCCUACUCUGCAGCCCCAAUCUCUCCACUAUAUCCACUAACUUGGGCCCUAGUUUGAGACACCUGGAGGACAUGUCUGGAUGCCACCAGGACAUUUACCUGACUGGUCUCUUGUGGUCUCAGUUCUUAUAACCCAAUGGUAGCUCUCUUCUUAUAGGCAGGGGGAUGUAUGUGUAUCUGUAUCCCACAUGUAUAAUCCCAUUAGACCUUGGAAAGAAAGCUGCCAGGUGUAGCUCUAAGGAAGGUUGACUUUCACCCCACCUGCACCCAUAAACUGUGUUUCCCAGGAAGGAGAAGCAGGUGUCUCUGGAGACAGGAUGUGACAGGGCUCUACAGUCUGUGUAAUUAUCUGUGAUCUUUUUCUUUGCUGUAUCUAUGGGUCCUCUGAAAGAGGCCAGGAAAGGGUGACCCAUCUGGGGAGAACAAAGCCAACUUCCCGGUUUUGUGUAUGUUCUUGCCUCUGUAAUUCCUUUAUCCUGUCUAGGACUCCUCCUCCCACUGUGUACACCAGGCUGGCACACCUCAGAGCCAAUGGGCUCUAUAACUAGACAAUGACCAUUAAACCUGGCUUGAGUCUCUGCUCUGGCA
Molecule: messenger RNA, 4811 nt
Organism: Peromyscus californicus insignis
Lineage: Eukaryota; Metazoa; Chordata; Mammalia; Rodentia; Cricetidae
Gene: Amigo1
Product: adhesion molecule with Ig like domain 1
Exons: 2
Coding region: 209-1690 (493 amino acids)
Biological process (GO): brain development
Molecular function (GO): protein binding
Source: RefSeq, a predicted model, not a curated record